AUGCUGCGAAAGACAUAAUCAGAGCAAAUACAGUAUUGAGACGUAAAGAAUGGAUGGAUUCACAAUUACGAAAAUUCAGAGAUAUUGGUUAUCGUGGUCCUGAAUAUCUAUUAUAUGUUACAAUUCCAAAAAGAGCUGCAGUUAUGUACAUUUGUCGAGCUGAAAGAUUUAUGCAACGAUUACUUAACGAGGUUCCAACAUUUUCGGCUGAAUUAAUUACUGCCGAUGCACGAGAUUGGUAUAAACGUUGUCUUGGGAUUGUAUCAGAUUUUUAUGAUCCACCACGUCGACCUUGUUCAUGGACAGCUUUUACUUCACAUUGUUAUUAUUAUGAAGUUCAUACCAACGCAAUGGAUCGACCUGAUGUUAAUUUUACCAUUCAAAAAAUUAGAGAAUGUGAAAAGAUUCGAUUAAGUCGAUUAACACAAGCUGAUAAUGCGGCAAAAAAAUCACAAUUAACACCAAGUUUCUGGAACAAAGCGAUGAUCAAAAGACCUAUUGAUGGUGUAUCAUUUGCUACUAGA
Messenger RNA from Dentiscutata erythropus, 524 nucleotides. Lineage: Eukaryota; Fungi; Glomeromycota; Glomeromycetes; Diversisporales; Gigasporaceae. The record is from the annotation of a GenBank genome assembly.